AAAAUGCUACGAAAAAAAUACUCAAAAUGCAUGUCCCCUGCCCUGCAUGCCUCGGAGAAGACGAAUAGUUUCGAACUCCUCGGCUUCUUCCUUCUCCUUUAAAGCCCCCUCACCGCAAAUCCUCCCCAUCGCUCCAAUCCAUCACUCUCUAAUCUCUUGGUUUAUAUCUUCGCCCAUCCGAGUUCACAUCAAAGUCUGACACUUUCGUUUCCUUCACCUCCGUCUACCACAAUUUAUACACAAAUUUAUCCCCUGCUUCCCGACCCAGGAGCCAAUAUGAGUCGCGAUCUUGGCCGUGGCGGCGGCGGAGCUAGGAACACCAGAGCCUCCUCAGAUCCCAGCGGGGCCGGUAAUUCCACGCGUCGGAACAGCCCUUUUGUAGCAGACCGAGCUUUUGAGAACUCUUUUGGUGGUGAAGCUGGAUUUUGCACAAGCAAAAAGAAAGAUUUUCAGCGGAUGCCAGAGGAUUGUAUUCCAAAGUACUCUCCGCUUAGACAAAAAUUAGGUAACACAUAUAAGCAAGAGCGCCUUUCACAUGGUUUGGAAGAUGAUUUCUCUAAUGUUAGAAAAUCUUGGCAAGGACUAAAUUCACCAGCUGGUGUGGGAAGUAGAUCAAACCAAUCAAAGUUCUUGGUUACUUCAGAAUCAGUGCAUUCAGGUUCUGAGGACUCUGUUGCCUGGAGAAUUCAGUCUGGGCAAAUGUUGGGUUGCGAAACCGCUGAUGGUAUAAAAUCACAUGAUGAACUGUCCAACUUGAGAAUUUCAGGCCAGCAGAGUGAGGCUCAGCUGCCCUACAAAUCUGCUAAAAAAGAUGGGCCUUCCCCAAGGAAGUUUCCAAAAAGUCCAUCAGGCUGUGAUAAUUCAGAGUAUUCCGAACACUCUGCAGCUCUUCACGCUUUCGAUAUCUGCCCACCCAGAGCAAGUACUUCUGUUGUGCUCAAACCACCUUUACUUGUAAAGAAUAGAAACAGGCGGAAUGAAAUCAAGCGCUCCAUGGAAGGGCAAACUGGCACUGUGCUGAGGUCUGGAAUGGUUCUUUUAAAGAGUCACAUCUCCUCCUCUGAUCAGGUCAAAAUAGUAAAAAUAUGCCGAGACCUUGGUCUGGGUCCUGGAGGUUUCUACCAACCAGGUUACCGUGAUGGAGCAAAACUGCAUUUGAAGAUGAUGUGCCUUGGUAAGAAUUGGGAUCCUGAGACAAGGAAAUAUGAAGACCACCGGCCAUUUGAUGGCACUAAACCACCCCUUAUACCUGCUGAAUUCUCUGAGUUGGUUGAAAAAGCGAUCAAUGAUUCCCAUUCUGUCAUUUGGAAUAAUUCUAAAGCAAGCAAUGUAGAAAACAUACUUCCCCGGAUGUCGCCUAACAUUUGUAUUGUAAACUUUUACUCAGAAAAUGGCCGGUUGGGUCUCCAUCAGGAUCGUGAUGAAAGUGAAGAAAGUCUGCAUAACGGCUUACCUGUGGUCUCUUUUUCCAUUGGUGACUCGGCAGACUUCUUAUAUGGCGAUCAGAGGGACGUUGGUAAUGCAGAGAAGGUUUUGUUGGAAUCGGGAGAUGUUCUUAUAUUUGGUGGGAAAUCUAGGCAUAUUUUUCAUGGUGUUACAGCCAUUCACCCAAACACUGCACCGAAACAUUUGCUGGAGGAAACAAAUAUCCAAUCCGGCCGGUUGAAUCUUACUUUCAGAGAAAGUUGAUAGGCUUGGUAUAUAGUUGGAGUUGUCUCAAAGCGGUUUAUACUUGGGCUAGUUUUCUUAAGCUUUAGGGAGAAAUUUGAGCCCAGGGUUACAGCCUUCUUCUAUUUUUGGAAGGUGCCUGAGAGAAUGACAUAUGGUAGAUAAUUGUACUGAUUCAAUGACCAUUAUGUAGAUAUGCUGGCGGUUAAUUGUACGACAUUUUCCCCUGCGAAUCGAUUAUUAGCAGGUUUUGUUUC
Messenger RNA from Juglans microcarpa x Juglans regia, 1925 nucleotides. RefSeq lists its product as uncharacterized. The transcript is spliced from 3 exons. Gene Ontology annotation, biological process: oxidative RNA demethylation. Gene Ontology annotation, molecular function: ferrous iron binding; oxidative RNA demethylase activity; broad specificity oxidative DNA demethylase activity. The record is from RefSeq and is a predicted model, not a curated record. Bases 277 to 1689 code for a protein of 470 amino acids. NCBI's taxonomy places the organism in Eukaryota, Viridiplantae, Streptophyta, Magnoliopsida, Fagales, Juglandaceae. Gene Ontology annotation, cellular component: cytoplasm; nucleus.